GAUUAAAACAGAGUGGAAGAGUCAUCAGAAACACUGAAGUGAAGCUCCAAAAAUGGAGCUAGCUCUACACACGUCUGCAACUCUCCCCAGAGAUAAUUCCCUCACCCAUUACACCAAUCCCAAAUUCCCCACUACCCAACACCACCACAACACUCGUUUUCCUCGUUCCACUAGAAAACCCAACUUCCAGGCCAGAAUUCCAACAACAAUAACCACCUGGAAACUUUCGUCCGCCACAAAACCACCGCUCAGGGUCAGCGAACAAGAAGAAGAUGAAGACUCGGAGUACUCUUAUUCCGACGAAGACUCGUCGCUUUUGUCCCUGAGUGAGAAGCCUGACAGAAACAUGGCUAUGCUUGAUGACUACGAGAUAGAGGAGCUUGACUAUGCUACUGACCCUAACCAUAGGAGUGGGUAUGUGGCUGUUCUGGGGAAGCCCAAUGUGGGAAAGAGUACUCUUUCAAACCAAAUGGUUGGUCAGAAAUUGUCAAUUGUUACUGAUAAGCCUCAAACUACAAGGCAUAGAAUUCUUGGUAUAUGUUCUGGCUCAGACUAUCAGAUGAUACUUUAUGACACACCGGGUGUUAUUGAGAAGAAAAUGCACAAGUUGGAUACUAUGAUGAUGAAGAAUGUUCGCAGCGCCGUUAUUAAUGCGGAUUGUGUACUUGUUCUUGUUGAUGCAUGUAAAGUGCCUGAAAAUAUUAAUGAAGUGGUGGAAGAAGGUGUGGGUAACCAGACAGAUAGCCUGCCGCCUACUUUGCUGGUCAUGAAUAAGAAAGAUUUGAUUAAGCCAGGUGAAAUUGCAAAGAAACUAGAGUGGUAUGAGAAGUUUACAAAUGUUGAUGAGGUCAUACCAGUGAGUGCCAAACACGGUCAGGGAGUGGAAGACGUGAAGCAGUGGAUAUUGUCAAAACUUCCCUUCGGCCCAGCUUAUUAUCCAAAGGACAUCGUAAGUGAGCACCCAGAAAGAUUUUUUGUAUCAGAGAUUGUGAGAGAAAAGAUCUUUAUGCAAUACAGGAAAGAGAUUCCUUAUGCAUGUCAGGUGAAUGUUGUGAGCUACAAAACUAGGCCAGCAGCAAAAGAUUUUAUACAAGUGGAAAUCGUUGUUGAGAAAAAUUCACAGAAAAUCAUCCUUAUUGGAAAAGAUGGGAGAGCUUUGAAACUACUUGCAACUGCAUCGCGGCUUGACAUAGAAGAUUUCUUACAGAAGAAAGUUUUUCUAGAGGUCGAGGUGAAGGUUAAAGAGAACUGGCGGCAAGAUGAAGGGCUCUUGAAGAAUUAUGGCUAUGGGGGUCAAAUUCAAACAUUAUGAUACUUGUUCAUAGCUAUUGGAGAACCCAAGUGAGGAUGGCUGUACCAUUUGAAGUUACAUGAUUGUAUGUUUUCUCUAAAAAUUGGUUUGAUGCUGUUGAUUAACGCACAUAUAUGCUUUCAUUUCUUUCUGUUAGUGAAGUAGGAAAUAGUUGUAAUCUCACUUGUAAGCAUGGCAUUUUCCCAAGGCCAAGGUUUUGUAAUUGUAAGAACGUGGGAUGCUUCAGAUAGUUGGGCAGUAUCACUUUCAGUGCAUGCCACAUAUCUCAAGCAUGUCAAUAUCUGCAGAUGGCUCCAAUUAAAAUGUCGGGUCAUAUAGUAAAUGAGUGCCAAAAAAGUUUGUAUCCUCA
Rosa chinensis is the source of this 1661-nucleotide messenger RNA. Its product is annotated as GTPase ERA-like, chloroplastic. The coding region runs from base 53 to 1312 and encodes 419 amino acids. Gene Ontology annotation, molecular function: GTP binding; rRNA binding; ribosomal small subunit binding. The record is from RefSeq and is a predicted model, not a curated record. The transcript has 9 exons. Gene Ontology annotation, biological process: ribosomal small subunit assembly. Lineage: Eukaryota; Viridiplantae; Streptophyta; Magnoliopsida; Rosales; Rosaceae.